This is a messenger RNA of Elgaria multicarinata webbii, 1482 nucleotides long. RefSeq names its product proto-oncogene Mas-like. Gene Ontology annotation, biological process: G protein-coupled receptor signaling pathway. Lineage: Eukaryota; Metazoa; Chordata; Lepidosauria; Squamata; Anguidae. The record is from RefSeq and is a predicted model, not a curated record. The transcript is spliced from 3 exons. Bases 1 to 1482 code for a protein of 493 amino acids. Gene Ontology annotation, cellular component: membrane. Gene Ontology annotation, molecular function: G protein-coupled receptor activity.
AUGAACUCCUUGUCGGACAUAGCAGCUUCCACCCUGACGGGGGACACGGCAAGAGGGCCCGGCAGCGCUCACGCGAGGAAAGGCGGCGGCAGGAGCAGCAACCACGGCAGCGAGGAGGUGGUGGGCAGAGCUCAGCUGCACCGUAAAGGGGUGCGGCGGCAGUUAGGCUGCUGCCUCUCGUGGCGGGAAAGGGUGGCGGUUACGGCGGUUACCGCUCCAACAACCGUCAGCGCACGCCUGAAGCAGGAAGAGGACCAAGAACCCAGCGCCAAUAAGCAACCUAAUGAAGGAGAAAAAGAGAUGGAUGUCAUCAGCAUAUUAAUAGCAACAACUGCUAUUAAUAGCAAUGACUUCACCCAGCAAUUGCUCAUGGAAGUCAUAAAAGCAUGGGAGAAAAGACAGAACCUGGAAGAAUCUCCUAGGAAAGUCCCAACUGGUAAGAACAGUAGCAACCCAGCAUUGCCUUGUUUGGAAUCCCCUGUGACCUCACUCCAGCAGGAAAAGCCAGACUGGAGGAGAAUGACUGAUCUCACUGAUAGUGUCAUGAUGGCAGAGUCAACCACCUUGUCUUCCUCCAUUGCUGGUGAAGCCAAGCAUUCGGGGCAUGAAGUGGGAGCUGCACAUAUUUUUGAAGAAGAAAUUAUGCUCGUGGGCAUUCCACUAGGGUUUUUGGGAUUACUUGGGAAUGGAAUUGCCAGCUGCCUCUUCUGCUACCAGGCCAAGUUUUCUAGGUUUACUUUAUAUUUCCAGAAUAUUGUCAUUGCGAAUAUUACUGUACUCGUGAACCAUUUUAUAUAUAUGUUUAGAAUUUAUUUACAUUGGGAUAUCAAUAAUUUUUUUUUACAUAUAAUUGAGAUGCUGGAGAUAUUAGGAUACAACACCAGAUUCUAUCUCUUGACAGCUAUCUGUGUUGAAAGGUGUUUCCUCAUCUUUUUCCCAGUUUGGGAUAAACACUACCGACCACAGCAUUUCACAGCUAUGACGAGUGGCAUUUGUUGGGCCUUGUCCUGCUUGUUAACAGUGGUGGAUAAUUUAGCCUGCCUUCCACAUUCCCACUCCGCUAAGGGUGAAUUUGCAGUCAAUUGUAAAAGUAUACGUAUAGUGAGAAUCAUCAUUGACUUACUGAUUUUUCUCCUCAUCAUGAUCUUCUCCACUUUGGCCAUUUUGAUCAGGAUGCAGACCCAACAAUCCUCUCCAGCAAGGCUUGAUAUCACCAUUGUGGUCACAGUUCUUCUGUUUCUUCUAACUGACACACCAAUUAGAAUUAGUACUCUCAGUGCGUUUUGGAUUGAAGCAAUAGAUUAUUUUAUUCUGACUAUCAUGAUUCAUUUAUUUGACACUGUCAAUUGCACGAUUAUCCCUUUCAUAUUUCUGAUUGUUGGACGUUGGAAGAACCCGUCAGAACCCAUCAAGAAAUUUCUCAACAGAGCUUUGCAGGUUGAAGAAAACAUGGCAGAGAAGUCACCAACAGCCCAAGAAUAG